Molecule: messenger RNA, 1836 nt
Organism: Encephalitozoon intestinalis ATCC 50506
Lineage: Eukaryota; Fungi; Microsporidia; Unikaryonidae
Product: transcription initiation factor 4F subunit-like protein
Exons: 1
Coding region: 1-1836 (611 amino acids)
Cellular component (GO): eukaryotic translation initiation factor 4F complex
Molecular function (GO): translation initiation factor activity; protein binding; mRNA binding
Source: RefSeq, a predicted model, not a curated record
AUGAUAAAAAAGAUCAUUCACAGACCAAAGAAACCGCUUUUUGUGUUUAGAAGGGAGGAGUCUUUGCUCUAUGGGCCUAGAGUCAAGAGUGCACCACCAAUUGAAAUCAACUUUGAAACACCCACCAGGGUCGAGCCAAAGCCUGCAGCAAGAUUUACAAGACCUGAUGGAACACCUAUAAGAGAAGAGGAUUUGAUAGAUUCGACAGAUAGUGAUGCAUCAAGUGAGAGUUCGGUAGAGGCUGAAAAUAAGAUUGAAGACGUACCACCGGAGACAAAUGCAAACGCUGAAAUUCAUGAAGAGGAAGAAGUGGAAUGCAAAGAAGAAAAGCCAAUACAAAAAGAUGAUAGACCCAGUCUCGAGGAUAGAGCAUUAAUGCUGAAUAAUCUUUUGAAGAGAUUUUCGGAACAAAGAAUCACAGAAAGACGAGGGCCCUGCUAUAAGAUUGAUGAGAUUCUUAAUACAAAAGAAAGAACAGCAAUUCCUCUUGAGCUGAAAAUAAGGAUUAGAAGGGAACUGAAAGGAGUAUAUAGGCCAGACAGCAGCCGAAAGGACACGUGCAUUGAACAAGCAAGGCUUGAGUUCAAUAGGCUUACAGCCAAGAACAUAGGCCUCGUGAUAAAGAAUCUUAAGAGCAUUCGUGUUGGAACCAUCGAAGAGAUGAAGGAAGUGUCAAAUAUUUUAUUCGAUAAGGCGAUUUCCGAGCCUACGUUUGUAAAGUAUUAUGCAUUAGUGGUUCUCGAUCUGAAGAAGGAAUGGCAAUCAGAGGAGGAGAAGAGUAGAGAUGUAAGCCAAACUGUGUUCUUUGGGACACUUCUUACUUUGACAUUGAAGACUCUCGAGAAUAAAGAAAGAUGGGGAGAUGAGUAUAAGAAGAAAAAGGAUAUGACAUUUGAAGAAAGAAUAGCCUACGAAGAAAAGCUUGAAGAGGCAGAAACAGAAAGAUAUAUAAAGAAAAGGAGAACGCUUGGAACAAUCGACUUUCUAUCGUCUCUCUACUCCUUGAAUGUAAUAAGCUACGUGCACAUGAACGCUUGUAUCAAUACACUUAUGAAAUCUGAUGACCCAGAAAAUAUCGAGGUGUUAUGCUAUUUGAUCGAUAACAUAGGCGAAAAACUUGUUGUUAGUGGAAAGGAGCACAUUAUAUCGAUGAUAUGUUCCAGCCUUGUACAAAAGAAAAGCAACUAUACAAAUAGAAUUAGAUACAUGAUAGAAAGUCUUCUUGACAAGAAGAAUUCUUGGAAGUCAAAGGAAUUGAAAGCUGUAAAUGUGUUCUCCUGUCUAGAAGUCGAAAACGACUAUGGAAACACUCAAGACCCAGAAUCUCAAGAACCACACAAAGAAGACGUACUUCCAUUUUUAGCAUCUUUGUCCGAAGAACUAUCGAUGGCAUACGAGGACGAUGACAAAGAACUUCUUUCAGAUAAUCUACAAUCAGGAGAAACUAAGUUUGGAGUUGUCCCAUUCUAUUUAUCGUAUUUUCAAGAAGCUAUAUCGAAUCAUAAGAUUUCAGAUCUGUUUUUUGACUUUUUCAUCUCGUUCAGAAAUACAGCAAGCAUUACUGAAGGCCAGUUGAAAGAGGUUCUUUUAAGUCUCAAGAACGAGCUGGAGAUCCUGAAGAUUGACUUUCCGAUAUCUCCAAAGAAAUAUGCAGAGCUUAUAACAAAACUGAGAGUGUCCAAGAUAAUAUCCCAGUCUCUUCUGGAAGAGCUAAAAACUCCGGACUAUGAUGCAAGAAUUGGAGAUCUAAUUCUCAAAUGGUAUAGAUCAGAUAAGGAUCGAGAAAAGGCACUUACUAUCUUCCCAAGAGAAACGAUAGAGAAUCUCACGAAAUAA